This is a messenger RNA of Coccidioides posadasii C735 delta SOWgp, 722 nucleotides long. It is a transcript of the gene CRP74, whose product is annotated as 60S ribosomal protein uL1. Gene Ontology annotation, cellular component: cytosolic large ribosomal subunit. Lineage: Eukaryota; Fungi; Ascomycota; Eurotiomycetes; Onygenales; Onygenaceae. Gene Ontology annotation, biological process: translation; maturation of LSU-rRNA. The record is from RefSeq and is a predicted model, not a curated record. Gene Ontology annotation, molecular function: structural constituent of ribosome; RNA binding.
UAUCGAGCGCAAAGUCCUCACCAUAAGAAUUACUCCCAAGGUUAUUCUUCUGGAAGACUGUAUUCAUCAUGUCCAAGGUCACAGUCGCUGGCGUGCGCCAAAACGUGCAACAACUUCUGGAUUACUCCAACAACCAGAAGAAGAGAAACUUCCUCGAAACCGUCGAGCUCCAGAUCGGCUUGAAGAACUAUGAUCCUCAGCGUGACAAGCGUUUCUCCGGCACCAUCAAGUUGCCCUCCGUUCCUCGCCCUGGAAUGAGCGUCUGCGUUCUUGGUGACCAGCAUGACAUUGACCGUGCCAAGCACCACGGCAUUGACGCCAUGUCCGCCGAUGAUUUGAAGAAGCUUAACAAGAACAAGAAGCUCAUCAAGAAGUUGGCUCGCAAAUACGAUGCCUUUGUUGCUUCCGACUCUUUGAUUAAGCAGAUCCCCCGUCUUUUGGGUCCAGGUCUCUCCAAAGCCGGUAAAUUCCCUACCCCUAUCUCCCACAACGAAGAUCUCGCGGGCAAGAUCAACGAUGUCAAGUCCACCAUCAAGUUCCAGCUCAAGAAGGUGCUCUGCAUGGGUGUCGCUGUUGGAAACGUUGGCAUGACCGAGGAUGAGUUGAUCUCUAACAUUAUGUUGGCCAUCAACUACUUGGUCUCCUUGUUGAAGAAGGGUUGGCAAAACGUUGGCAGCUUGACAAUUAAGGCCACCAUGUCUCCUCCUAAGAGACUCUAUUAA